Molecule: messenger RNA, 741 nt
Organism: Daphnia carinata
Lineage: Eukaryota; Metazoa; Arthropoda; Branchiopoda; Diplostraca; Daphniidae
Product: U1 small nuclear ribonucleoprotein C-like
Exons: 5
Coding region: 122-694 (190 amino acids)
Biological process (GO): spliceosomal snRNP assembly; mRNA 5'-splice site recognition; mRNA splicing, via spliceosome
Cellular component (GO): U1 snRNP; nucleus
Molecular function (GO): pre-mRNA 5'-splice site binding; zinc ion binding
Source: RefSeq, a predicted model, not a curated record
GCGCUGUCGGAAAUGCCCGGCAGCCGACAGCGUUAGUUUUGAGUUUCUCAUCUUUCGUUCCGUUCGAAGUCACUUGAAGUUUUCUUUACGUAAAAAAUAGUAGUUUAAUUUCAUAUCUACCAUGCCGAAAUACUAUUGCGACUAUUGCGAUACUUAUUUAACUCAUGAUUCGCCUUCUGUGCGAAAAACACAUUGCUCCGGCAGGAAACAUAAAGAGAAUGUAAAAUUUUACUACCAGAAAUGGAUGGAAGAUCAAGCUCAGAGUCUCAUCGAUGCUACUAUUGAAGCAUACAAGAAAGGAAUUAUGAAAGGAGGGGCUGCCAUUCCACCCCCAGGAAACUUGAACAUUCCUGGAAUGCCACCAAGACCCCCAGGUCCUGGUCCACAGAUGAUGGGUCCUGGUGGGCCUAUGAUGGGAGGCCCGCCUGGUGGGCCAAUGGGUAUGGGUCCUGGUGGGCCUAUGGGUAUGCCAGGUGGACCACGACCACCAAUGGGGCAGAUGGGACCUGGAGGACCUAUGAAUCCAAUGGGCCCCAUGAUGAUGGGCCCUGGUCCAGGUGGUCCAAUGCAUCAUAUGAUGAUGAGACCAGGGAUGCCUGGUAUGCCGGGAAUGCCAGGAAUGCAACAAGGAAUGCAACCUGGUAUGCCAGGAAGACCACAAGCUCCUCAAGCACCUGGUACUCAAGCAACAUGAUUUUUCAUUGUAUUGACAUAACAUUUCAUUAAAUAUAACUUUUUUCC